GUGACGUCAGCGAGAGCCGCCAUCUUGGCAGAGCACCUUCUCGCUGCCUCCUGCGGAUAGCUGUAGCAAGCUAAAGGGGUAUAGCGGACUAAGGCGCAGGGUAGCUCGGCCUCAUGAGCUCUGCUCGGGGCGGCAGAUAGCCCUCCCCUAUCCCUGCUGUGCACAUAGAGCCCCGCUGCUGUCCGUUGUAAUCCUGCCGUAUCAUGACCACUCUUACCCAGCGCAGCUCCGGGCUGGUGCAGCGGCGCACGGAGGCCUCCCGGAAUGACAGGGAGAGAGCAGCUGAGGGGGAGGAUGAGGACAAGGGCCAUGAGGAGCAGGACGAGGACGAGAGGGCCGGGGACAAGGAGGCCAGGCUUACCCUGAUGGAGGAAGUGUUGCUGUUGGGGCUGAAGGACAGGGAGGGAUAUACAUCAUUUUGGAAUGAUUGCAUUUCUGCUGGCUUACGUGGUUGUAUGUUAAUUGAACUGGCAUUUAGGGGCAGAAUUACUCUUGAAGCUGUUGGUAUGAGACGCAAAAGUCUACUCUCAAGAAAGGUAAUUUGUAAAUCUGACGCCCCAACGGGAGAUGUUAUGCUUGAUGAAGCCUUAAAGCAUAUAAAGGAAACCCCAGCUCCAGAGACUGUACAAAGUUGGAUUGAACUCCUCAGUGGAGAGACAUGGAAUCCAUUGAAACUACACUACCAGUUAAGAAAUGUGCGUGAACGUUUAGCUAAAAACCUUGUAGAAAAGGGUGUUUUGACAACAGAAAAGCAAAACUUUCUUCUCUUUGACAUGACCACACAUCCUCUCACCAAUAAUAAUAUCAAGCAGCGUCUCAUCAAGAAAGUACAGGAAGCAGUUCUUGACAAAUGGGUGAAAGAUCCUCAUCGUAUGGACAAACGUUUGCUGGCCCUUAUCUACCUAGCCCAUUCUUCCGACGUCAUUGAGAAUGCAUUUGCUCCCCUUUUGGAUGAUCAAUACGACUUGGCCAUGAAGAGAGUGCGGCAACUGCUUGAUCUAGACCCAGAAGUUGAGUGUACAAAGGCAAAUGCUAAUGAAAUCCUUUGGGCCGUGGUAGCUACCUUUACCAAGUAAAUACAGUGGACUGGAGUGCUCAUUUUAUGUAAAUCCAGUUGUUUCUGCUUGAUAUUUUUGGUAAUUUGUAUCUUUUUUGCUUAUUUUUUAAUCAGCUCAGAGGACAUUAAUUUGUGUCUGUAUGCAGGAUGCUGCUGGUACGAAAAAACCUUCCUGUUGAAAGAGAAGUUUUUAUUGCCAUAUUGGCAUUCCAUUACUCCUUAACUUGUAAACUUGUAUUCUAGCUAUUGAAGGGUUUAUUUUCUUUAGCUGGUAGCAAGGCACAUUUAUCCAUAGCUUGAUGAGCUUGCCUCAAGUGCUUGUGCAGCAGUUAGGAUUUGCAGACUUUUUCAGAGAGAACGUUACAAAAAAAAAAGGCCUUUGAAUCACCAAAGUUUAUAACUGCUUUUUCCUGUCUACAUUACUUUUUACAGUCUCCAGUCAAUGCUUGUUAUAGCAAUUUUAAUAAUUGUGUUUUUUGUUUUGUUUUUUAAAGCUGCUCAUUAUUUGCUUCUUGUUUCUGUAUAGUCCAUAUACACUUCAACUAACUAAUUUUAAAUGUUAACAAUAGUAUAGUGUUGAAAGAUCCUAUGGUGUUUGAAAGCCAUCUUGGGAUGAUGAACAUUCCAUUAAAUGUAAAUAGUAUCUGUUGUAUAGUAAUAAUCAUUUUCUCUCCUUGCAAAGUUAUUUGAGACUUUUCAGUUGCACCCUAUAUUAGAUUCAACAAGUCCAUAAUGUUUAGAUCCCAACUUAAGAUAUCAUGAAAUGUCAUUCACUUAUAAAUGCUUUCAAACAUGAGCUGUUCAGCCAUUUUGUAUUUGUGGGUUUUUGUUUGUCUUAGUUUUUAUGUACUAAUAAGUUAUUUUUCCAGGCCUGUCUUUGUCUGUUUAGCCUCGGACGCAAUCGCACCUAUGAGAUGUUGCAUGCAUAUGUUGGCAAGUAAUAACCAGCUCAAACAAUUACAAAGUUUCUAUAAAACACUAAACUGAGAUUUCAUUUUUAUAUAUAAAAUUAUGCAGAUUAUCACUGUUUGAUCUUGUGGACAAUUCAUGUUUUUCUUCUAUAUUGCUGCUUGUCACUCUAUUUUUGUUCAAUUUAUUCUGUAUAUAGCUUAUAUAAAUCAUCCAGAUGAGUGUCAGAAGGUCUUGAGCACAUUUAAGUCAUUUUGCAGGGCCAUACAGCACAAGAAGGGAUGAUGGUGGAACUUUAUAGACAAAGCACUAACAUUUUUUUUUUUUUCUUCGAAUACAGAGAGCAAAAAUGUUGAGUAACUCUUUGCAAUGAUCAGAUUCCCUCAUAUCUGUAUACUAGCUUUUUAUUAUAAGUAAAUAAAUGAUGAUCUUUAAAGUGCCUGAAAUAA
This is a messenger RNA of Bombina bombina (fire-bellied toad), 2415 nucleotides long. It is a transcript of the gene GOLPH3, whose product is annotated as golgi phosphoprotein 3. The transcript has 4 exons. Gene Ontology annotation, molecular function: phosphatidylinositol-4-phosphate binding. Gene Ontology annotation, biological process: Golgi vesicle budding; retrograde vesicle-mediated transport, Golgi to endoplasmic reticulum; Golgi to plasma membrane protein transport. Bases 204 to 1076 code for a protein of 290 amino acids. Gene Ontology annotation, cellular component: trans-Golgi network; Golgi cisterna; cytosol. The record is from RefSeq and is a predicted model, not a curated record. NCBI's taxonomy places the organism in Eukaryota, Metazoa, Chordata, Amphibia, Anura, Bombinatoridae.